This is a messenger RNA of Drosophila willistoni, 2607 nucleotides long. Its product is annotated as testis-specific zinc finger protein topi. Gene Ontology annotation, biological process: regulation of transcription by RNA polymerase II. Gene Ontology annotation, molecular function: RNA polymerase II cis-regulatory region sequence-specific DNA binding; DNA-binding transcription activator activity, RNA polymerase II-specific. Gene Ontology annotation, cellular component: nucleus. NCBI's taxonomy places the organism in Eukaryota, Metazoa, Arthropoda, Insecta, Diptera, Drosophilidae. The record is from RefSeq and is a predicted model, not a curated record. The transcript has 3 exons. The coding region runs from base 97 to 2556 and encodes 819 amino acids.
UGGGAAAAUCAAAUUCAUUUCCAGUUGUGUCGGAGAACGGAGAACAACGUUGCGUUUCAUAAAAAUUAUUCUAAAUUUUAAUUUUAAUUUCUUAUCAUGAGUGACUUAGAUUUGUGGAACUUACAAACGGGUAAUGCAUCCGGAGAAUAUACAGUGGCUGAAAUCGAGGUGGUAGAUGGAGAGGAUUUCAUUGCUGAUGGACUGCAGCUGGGUGCCACCGUACUGGCCACGAAUGAGGGUGAUGGGACCUUGGAACGAGUCUUUGCCACCGAAGAAUUAUCAAAGAUUUUUGCGACAACGCCGAAAGCCAAUGUUGAAAUACCCACAGAGGUGGUGGUGCAGCGUACUCUAGCGGAUCCGGCUCUGAAGCAGAUUUUACAGGAGGGCACAGCUGGAUUUGAUCCAGAGGCUGAACAGUUGAAAAUUCGCGAUUUUCUAGCUGGCGUUAACAAAGGCAAGAUGACCAUGGAAGAGAGCGUUUUUCAUGCACCUCGUGCCGGAACUUCAUCGGGUGCAACAUCAAGUCGCACUAUCAAAUGCAGCAAAUGCAAUUUGGUUUGCGAUGUGCAUUCCAUCAGUAAGCAUACAAGUGAAUGCGAAGGUGAUGGCAACACUAAUGAGACCGUUGCUGUCAAGCAGGAGAAGGACAUCGUCAAAGUGGAGCCGCCGGAAUCGGUAACCGAACCGCCUUUAACUAGAUCGUCGAGCGAACGGGUCGUACAGGAGAACCAGAUACGACUGCGUCGCUAUAUGAAGGACGAACUGAAGUGCGAUCUGACUACUGGAGCUUUGAACUCCCGUGUCAAAAAGACAACAAAAGGACCUAAUGAGUGCACCAUGUGCGAGCGUAAGUUUGUCCAUGCGUCUGGCCUGGUACGUCAUAUGGAGAAGCAUGCCCUCGAUCAGAUUCCGAAUCAAAGCAUUCAGCCAAAUGUGAUAACACCACCAGCUCCAGGAUUGCAUGUGGUUCUUAAGUGCAAUACCUGUGGACGUAUAUUUUUCAAUGUAAAGUAUGCCACAGACCAUUUACUGAUUCAUUAUCCACCGCAGCCGCAGUUGAGCGAACCCAAAGCUACAAUUAAGGAUAGCUUUGACAUAGGUCAGUUCCUGUUGGAAGGGGAUCAACUGCUCGCUACCUUGUCCCAAGAUAUUUGUAACGUUAAGACGCCUUUAGAACUCGAAAUGCUGGAGUCUCUAAUUGUGGGCAGCGUUCUGCAGUGCGAGUUCUGUGAAUUUCUAUUUGCGGGCAUCUCUGAACUGCUCCUUCAUUCGGCCACCCAUUACGCUGAGAGGCGUUUUGAGUGCACGGUAUGCGACUUGACCAUGAAUACGGCCAAGGAGGCAAGUGUACACUUUCAGAACGACUGUGUUUUCAUGCGUGAAGGACUCAAGCAGCUAAAUGUCACAUUGAAUCGUUAUUUCGUGUGCAAUGUAUGUGAGCUUAAGUUUUCCAAUACAGAACUCUUGCAGGAGCAUCGAUGCAGUUCCUAUCAUUACUUUCCUCGACCUAGUGAACAUAGCCAACGUUUGCUUUUGCCAUGCGAAUUCUGCGAGGUUAAUUUCGAAUUUGCCCAUGAGAUAGCUCCGCACAAUGAGGAGAAACAUUUGAACAAGAAGAAAAGAGAAAAGGAGGCCCGCAACACUGGUCCCGGCCGGAUACGUCAGUAUUUGUGUGAUAUUUGUGGCAAGUCAUACACCCAGUCUAGUCAUCUCUGGCAGCACUUGCGCUUCCAUCAGGGCGUUAAGCCCUUUGUUUGUCAGGAGGAGAACUGUGGCAGAAAAUUUACCAUUCGUCCGGAUCUUAAUGAUCACAUUCGCAAGUGCCACACUGGAGAGCGGCCUUAUCAUUGUUUGGUAUGUGGCAAGCGUUUCCUAACGGGAUCCGUGUUCUAUCAGCAUCGUCUGAUCCAUCGUGGGGAGCGGCGGUAUGAGUGCGAUGAGUGCAGCAAGCGAUUCUAUCGUGCGGAUGCCUUGAAAAACCAUCAACGUAUACAUACGGGUGAGAAACCUUACAGUUGUCUAUUCUGCACCAAGACCUUCCGACAGCGAGGGGAUCGCGAUAAACAUAUCCGUGCACGUCACUCUCAUUUGGAUGCCAAUUCGAGACUCAUGAUGCAAAUGCAGAAAUUUCAACUGGAGGCCAAGGCCAAGAAAACUGGAAAUAAAAAGAGCACUGAACCUGUGCCAACUGAGGUGAACAGUGUUCCUGAUGCCAAAGGUAUUCCCGCAAUUCCAGAGCAGCAACAGGAUGUGGCCACUUCUGGGCCUGACAAUGAAGACCAUGUUGAGACCCCAAAUGAAGAGACCAUCCCCGAUUUGGUGGCUGGUUACGAAGUAGUCGUAGCUGAAGAUUUUGUCUAUCAGGAGCCGAUAGAAGAGGAUAUAACCAAUACCAAUAAUGACGACAUUGUGAUGAGCCUAUUCGAUCCAACCCCAGAGCCAAGUCAAUCUUUGAUUUUGGACAGCAUUCCUUUGCUGCAGAAUCACGAUAAUGCCAAAGUAGUGGUAGUCAAAAAUAAUCCCUUACAGCCGAUGUUUUCGGAUGCUUAUAUGUGAAUUUUGAUCUGCUAAUGAAUAAAAACCAAAUUGGGUUACAAUAUGCUUUUA